UUCUCACAGCCGCUGUGAUCCUCUCUCCAUCCUUUUCCCGCCCGACGUGCUGGAUUCUGGAACGAAGAUCUCAUCCGACUGCUAAGUGUAGCACCAGUUAAUUCUGUGCCAGUGAUGGAUCCAAGUAUGAUCUCCCUACGAUGCGAUGAGAAGCGGCCAUGGACGAUGGAGCCGGUUUAUCCGGCGAAGAAGCUCAGAUCUAACAUUCCCCGACGGAAAAGGAUUCCUGACGUUCCGAUCAUCGGUUUUACUUUGAGUGGCUAUUUUGUUUCGGAGGAGGAUUCAGAGUCUUCUUCCUCAUGCUUCAGUAGCGAGAUUUCAAACGACAUCAGCAACGAAUUCAGGGGACAUCCGAAGAGGCCAAGAUCAUCACGCACAUUUCGCUUGAGUAAAUCUAUUGGACGCUUCCAAUGGAAUUCUUCAAGUGAUCCGUUCCGGCCUAUCACCAGAUUUUACGCGAAACGUAUGAAUGAAAUGCGAUCUCAGGGGUUCGCCGUCGGGGUUGAUCGAUCAGUAGAUCCCAUUUCUGGUUCAGCGAUAGUAAGCAAAAGAUCGGAACCAGCCGAGAGCGAUGGAAAUGCGAUCACAAUUUCUGGAGUUUCUGAAAUGUCCACAACACUUCCUGAAGAUAAUCUCAAGGUUAGAAAAAAUACUAAUAAAUCAAUUACGAAGGUUUUGGAUGUCUCGGAAUCCUCUUGUCUCCAAACAGAAGUUUCAGAGGCCAAUGUCAAGUUAAUCCUUGGUACCAGCACGGCCGGGGCCAGCGAGCUCCUGUUCAAAGGCGAUACCGCCAUUCGAGGCGAAAAAACGCAUGACCUCGACCUUGAAUCUGAUCUAGCCUGCCCGGAGCAGCUCUUCGAUGACGAGGAAUGCUCAGCUUAUUCUGCUUGCAACGAGAGAACACUAUCAGAGUUGGAAUCGGACCUCUUCGAUGGGUUAUAUAAGGGAGACUCCUCGGAAAUCUCACUCUCCGACAUCAUCGAGUCUCCGGAAGACUUCUCAGAAAGAUCUAGAGAUAAUUCCAUCCCUUCAGUCGCCUUCUCUCUCCUCCAACAACUCUGGCAGCAAUUCAACCCUUCCAGCUUCCAUUCAGAAAGCAAUGUGAAAUUUCAAGUCCUGAACGAAUUAUCUGAUGAGCUCGUCUUUGUAAGAUUUCCUGAUAAAGACAUUGAGGAGAGCUACCAGGUAUUCCGCAGCAGGGAGAGAAAAGAGAUUGCUCUUCAUGACUAUUCCGAUGGCUACUACGGUAAAACCAAUUUCGGAGAUCUUAUUCUCGGGCAAAGGCUCGUGAUGGUGAACUGGAUGCUGGAGCAUUGCCAGGCAAUGGAACACCAGGACGAGACACUCUUCUUGGGCGUUAACCUAAUGGACAGAGUACUGAGUAGAGGAUAUUUCCAGACCGAGAGGAAUCUCCAGCUGCUCGGCAUUGCUUGUGUGACACUUGCUACGAGGCUCGAAGAGAACCAGCCAUUCAAUAGCGUAAGGCAGAAAUCUUUCAAAGUGGGCAACAAUUUCUAUAAGAGGUGCGAUGUAGUUUCCAUGGAGUGGCUCGUUCUUGAGGUUCUCAGCUUCCAAUGUUUCCUUCCCACGACACACAGUUUCUUAUGGUUUUAUAUGAAAGCAGCGAGAGCAACUGCUAAAGUGGAAGACCUGUGUCGGCACUUAGCCAUUCUGACCCUAUUAGACCACGGAAUUCUCUGCUUCUGGCCUUCCACUGUAGCUGCUGGGCUCGUCAUCCUCGCCUGUCUCGCAACCAACAACGAUUCUUACUGCGAUGUGGUCCUGGAGACACACGUGAGGAGCAAAACCGAUGACCUUCCGGAAUGUAUACAGAGUCUCGAUUGGCUUGUGAAAUACGCAUCUAUGGGCUUUGAGAACUGAGAGUUGAUCCAUGGCUGGUGCGUCGUCUCUUCUUCCAUUUCAACCGGUAAGGAUUUGGUAUGCAGAAUAGAUAAGAAAUUGCAGUAUUGAUUUGAAUAAAUAUAAGAAAAUUAGGGCACAUACACCUUUAACAGCUAUUCUUUUAGUAAUUCAAACUUCGAAAUUAGUUAGGGAAUAGAUGAGAAUAUAAUUUUCUUAGGCCUCAUUGGUUUAAUAAUGAAUAAAUGGCUAAAUUCUCUUGCCUGGAAAUUCAGAUCUAUAGAAGUUUGCCCACAUUUCUGGCUGAUAGGAUGCGUUACUUUUCUUUCUUCUGUACCGGACAAAUUGAUUCUCAUAGUAUUUUAAUAAUAUAGUUUUAUUCUGUUUGA
This is a messenger RNA of Phalaenopsis equestris, 2249 nucleotides long. Its product is annotated as cyclin-SDS-like. Gene Ontology annotation, cellular component: nucleus; cyclin-dependent protein kinase holoenzyme complex; cytoplasm. Gene Ontology annotation, molecular function: cyclin-dependent protein serine/threonine kinase regulator activity. The transcript has 7 exons. Gene Ontology annotation, biological process: regulation of cyclin-dependent protein serine/threonine kinase activity; mitotic cell cycle phase transition. The coding region runs from base 115 to 1881 and encodes 588 amino acids. Lineage: Eukaryota; Viridiplantae; Streptophyta; Magnoliopsida; Asparagales; Orchidaceae. The record is from RefSeq and is a predicted model, not a curated record.